Marchantia polymorpha subsp. ruderalis is the source of this 3058-nucleotide messenger RNA. The record is from the annotation of a GenBank genome assembly. NCBI's taxonomy places the organism in Eukaryota, Viridiplantae, Streptophyta, Marchantiopsida, Marchantiales, Marchantiaceae.
GCAGCUCGCAAUCGAAAUUCAGCAUGCUCCCGUAGCAUUCUUCUCGAGCAAUUCAGCUGAAAGUCGUAGCGUCAAAUCGGAGAGGAGAUGGAUUCCGGCGACGACGGAGAUUUUGACGAGAACCAGCUGCAGGCAUGCUUCGUUCUACAUAGGAAUAGAGAGAAAAGCACCGGAAAAGUCUGUCCCAGGAGAAAGUCAGCCAAGAAAGGAAAGAACAGUGAAUCUGAAAAGAGCGGCGAUGUUGCUGGCUUGUAUCCAAUUGUGGAAGACCCCGCGUCGUAUGGAGCACUGCGACUCCAAGCGUUCAAGGCCGUGUGGGGAAGAAUCCAGAAAUUGAUUGAGGAUAUCGUGGAAGGAGAAAAUCAUGAAAUUUUCAGCGCGAUCCAGCAGUGGAUCUGCAAUAGGCAAUUCAGUGAUGCUCAGAUGACCGUGUACCAUACUGCUCGAUUGCUGUCUAAUGGCGUGGAUGGUACCGGUUUGGAAUCCAGCUGGGCUAAACCGUCUGCUUCUUGCGGCAAGCAGUUAAACACAGCUUUAGUAUUUCUAGGAGGAGUAAAUCCAUCGGAUCAUCGAAGGACAUUUGAUGGUCUCACUGGACAUCUAAACGUGAACAAAUGCCAUGUUGCCCGCCUGACCUCCAUCGAUUUUUUAUCCAAAGCGGGCUUGGGUGGUCCCCUUCGCAGCUUGUUCAGGCAACUAAUCCAUAUCAUUCCUGAGACAACAGACAUGGAAAUCUUGGCUGCUUGGCAUCGGGAAGUAGAAAAUCAAGGGUUGCCCAUAGCGAUUGUCGUGGAGGAUUGCGAGUCUUGCGAUCCCAAGGUUUUGGCUGAGUUCUUCGUUUUGUUGAGCGAGUGGAUUAGAGACCUACCUAUCGUCCUUAUCUUGGGAAUGGCAACCUCAGAUGAUGCAAUAAGGAAACUUCUUCCAGCAAGUGCACUUGCCCGGCUACACCUUUGGCGAUUUUCACUGAAGGCUCCUCAGAAACUUUUGGAAACCAUCACAAGAGCUGUUCUCAUUGAAUCCUUCUGUGCCUUCGAUUUGUCUCCUGAAGUGAUCCUUUUCCUCUAUGGUUAUUUCGAGAGCCAUGAUCUUACGGUCACUUCCAUCAUCAGAUCAUUGAAGAUUACCUGCGCAGAACACUUCUGGAGAGAGCCAUUGAGUUUUUUAUGUGGUGAACUUCUCGUCUUAAACAGCAAGGCUGACUUGGAAGAAAAAUGUUCUGCUCUUCCUGACAUGUUUCUUCAUCACGCGACUCAAUUUUCUUCUGUUAAAGGAAAAUUACUUUUACAAGAAGAUGAGCCCGUCAGCAAGCAUAUGGCUGCUUCUUUGUGGGACACGAGAUCUCAUAAGAAGAUGUGGAAAAUGGUGUUUCAGUGCAUUUCGACACUUGCCAAGUACGGAGGGAUCUCAUUUGGAGAUUUGUUUUGCGGCGUACUCCAGUGGCUGGCCGACAGCUCACCUUUGUCGAAUUCAGAUCAGACGCUUGGACCUCUGGAGAAACUCAUUAGCAAAUUUAGGGAUAUGUCAGGAACAUCCCUGAGAAGUACACUAGAAGAAUGGCGGAAGAUUACUCUUCACGAGAAAGAGCUCAAUGCAGAGGUUUCCCAAAUUCUUACAGAUUUCAUAUCUAGUUCUACAGUGAGUGAAGUAAAUCAGGCGUCCAACCAACCUGUCAAUCUUCGAAAAAGCCCCUCGAAUGAAGUGGAAGGGGUCCAAGUUGGCGUCAGUCAACAGAUCAAGCAUGGAGUCAUCAGCCGUUCAGCGCUUAGGAGAUUAGGGCAGCAACAAUGUCCUGGAGUCUCUCAAACUGGUUUAGUCAGCAGCAACAAAAAAGCAGAAGACCUCCUCCGACGUCUUGUGAGGGAGCACUUGAAGCCGGCGGACAGUAGGCCCUUCCAUGAAAUAUAUUGUUUCAGAGAUGUGAAUAGCUUGAAAGAGGCCUUAAUUGGGGAUACUCGGAGGAGGGUACACAUGGAUCUUCUAAACUCCCACAACGUGCUGAAAUGCGAGUGCUGUCCAACUGACGGCGAGCUUUCUUCUAGCUUACAUGAUACGACGUUGGCAUACAUUCUGUCACAGGAGUAUGGGGACCUGGUUCGAAUCCACAACUGGUAUCAGUCAUUUGCAGCUAUAUGUGAUCCCAAACUUCAGGGAUCCGUAAAAGUACAGGAGGAGAAUUCACCACCCGCACGAAGGGGGAGGCCUAGAAAAUCGUUUGACCUCGGAUCCGAGGAAGAAGGUUCUGCCAAAAAACGACGAGGGCGGCCCAGAAAAUCCAUGGAUGCUGCUAUGGAGGAAGAAUCCGAAGAGAAAAAACGCCCAAGGCUGUCGGAUGCUGUGGCAGAAGAAAACGCUCCAAUCCAGGCCAGGUUUACGAGGGCGGCGACGGAGCUUCAGAUUGUUGGUUUACUGCAGAUGCCGAAGAAGGGGAAUUCUGAUACUGUACGACGCCUUUGCAUAUAGCUCAUAUGCAGGGCAACUCGUCCAGACUAUCGGAAAGCAGGCAUUCUGCUGAUAUCGCUCGGAAGGAGGCCGAUUAAAUGCUGGAUCGGAUGGUAUGACGUCUGAAGAGGUCAUGGAGGUUUUGGACUCUUUCACCUCGACUUCAGAGCCGAAAGAUGUCGCCAUUAUGCAUCGGUUGUACAUCACUGGAAGAGCCGCUGCGAUGCAGCGAGGAGAAUCUUCGGUUGACGGCGAUUCUGCCAGUGAAAACAGGAGUCUCUGGAUAGUCGAGUUUGGAAGGAAGCGUUCGUCGUCAUAUUAUCGCGAAGUAAUUCCUGUUUGAUCCGGCAUAAAGUGCGAAACAGAGAAUACACGUCGACAAUGAGACCACCUUAACUGCCAUGUCUCAUCUCUUCGAGGUUGUGUAGAUUUGAAGAACGAGUAGUAUUCUUGUAAGAAACUUUGAGUAGAUUCAGCAACGUGAGGAGUACAAUGUAUAGUCCAUACUGACUGAUGUAAAAUUGUGGAUGAUUGAUCCAAAGCUCACUUCUUCCACGGGUGGUGAGGCUGUCAAGUAUAUUUUUAGUGUAUAAAUUCAAUCAGGUUUUCCCAUAUC